AUGUGCUGCAUCAGGCCGCCUCACGUUUCAGUCGCUACGAUAUUUGAAAUAUCGCCAUACAUGUAUAUUUGUAAUGUACUGCUCAUAAGGUUGCUGAAAAUCCAUCGACAGCCCACGGCCGGUUUUGCUCCUCUAGGGGCUCAUCAGCACCUCUGGAGGCGUGGACGUGGCCGAAUGGGUGGCAUUCUGCCAUUGUGGCAAAAGCGCUGCUGGGUUGGUCGAAAUCUGUGGCAGUCGCGGCGCUUCAGUGAUCGGUCGUCGAUCAGGAGGACGUCGCCAACCUACCUCAAAGUGUCAGAGGAACUUACCAGAAUCGUCUUCCAUAGUGCCUUCCAAAUACUUAAACAUCAGAUGUCAACUCAUACUGGGACGAUGUUGCCAACACUUUGCUUGUGGCACGACGCUACCAAACCACUAAAUCAACUGGAUAUCAGACUAAACAGUGGUACUGCACAAAUCUCAAAGAAAUAUCCUCUACCGUCCCGAACAUACCUUGACCCGACGAGAUAG
Opisthorchis viverrini is the source of this 510-nucleotide messenger RNA. RefSeq lists its product as hypothetical. The transcript is spliced from 3 exons. Lineage: Eukaryota; Metazoa; Platyhelminthes; Trematoda; Opisthorchiida; Opisthorchiidae. Bases 1 to 510 code for a protein of 169 amino acids. The record is from RefSeq and is a predicted model, not a curated record.